CAUGGAUAUUGUCUGUGCAGUGUUAGUCUGACUUGUGCUAAGGUGCACAUUUUCUGAUCAUCUGUGAUUCAGUGAUCACGUGCGCAAAGUAAAGUUGAAAUUAAGAACGUUUGUUUGAAUCUGAUCCUAAUCAAUGUAUCAUUUGAUAAUUAUACGUUAUUACAAACCUGGAGAUGAGUUAUUUUGUCGUGAAAUUGUUAAGGAUGGAACAAUGUCAACUGUUAAUGCAGCCUUUAUUGCUGGCCUAACCCGAGAAAUUACUUUCCAGACAAUGAUUCUCACAUCAGCUAUAUUGUUCAUUUUUUUAGGUGUACCAUUCAGUGUCUGUUUUUGUUCAAUUCCAGCUGUUAUAAUACUCAUGUAUGUAUUUAUAUGGCUUGGGCAUACAUUCAAAGCGUUGGAAAUGACACAAGACGUAUCAAACAUACCACGUGUGUAUAUGUCCUCCGAAUAUACAGGAUUUUGGGUUGCUGAAGCCCAUGAACCCUAUUUCAUGACGAGAGAUCCAAAUCAGAUCAAAUACAAAAUAAUGACAGAACGAGAGAUCAUUGACAACAAUAUUGAGCUGGCAGAUCACCAUGUAAAGAAAAUUGUGGGCACAAUAGCCAUCACUAGAAGCAGGCAUUGCGAUGGUACAGCGUGGCUGAGGAGAAUGGCAGUAAAUCCGAAGUACCAGCGGAAGGGUAUUGCAUCUGUGCUUGUGGAUGAGGCAUUGAGAUUCUGCAAGGAUAAGGGGUACUCAGCUGUAGAGCUCGUGACAUCUGAAUGUCAUGAUGCAGCUCGUGAGCUUUAUCUGAAAAAGGGUUUUGACCUAAAGCAAAUGUACCACAAGCCAAUAGUUGGCACUGUGGUAACAGUACAGAUGUAUGAUUUGGUGUUCCACAUUAAGCCCAAUGAUAAGCCACUAGAGUUUUAAAUGUCUUCCAUGAUUUGCUCAGAACAAAGACUAUGUGGUCAAAAAUGUGAUUCAGUGGAAUUUUCGUCAGUUUGUAUCACAGAUCCUCUGCCACUUGGAAAGUAAUGCUAGAUGAGGAAUAAUCCAGCAAUUUGUGGUUUCCCCUAAUGUGCUUGAAAUUACAGGAUUAUUUUUGAAUUCUGAACUUAAAGAUUAACACAGAUUUAGGUAAACAGUUUUGACUGAAAUUGAAACUACUUUGAAGAACCUGACACCUUGUUCAGGUAAACAUAUAAGAAAUUGGUUUGUAGGAGAUGAAAUUAAAAAAGAACCUAAUUUAAAUUGAAUCUUGUCAUAUGUAAGAAUGAGAUGGCUUUGCUUAGGUGUGGGUAACCAGGAAACUGUAAAAGUAAUUAAACCAUUUUUGUCCCUCAGAGAAGCAAAUUGACAAAUCUACCAAACUCUGAACACUGUUUUUACUUUAUUGCAUUGUGCAUAAAGUAUAAGUUAUGACUGGCAUUAUUCUGUUGUCUUUUGCACUAGAACAAUGAUACAGUACAAUUAUGACCAUUUCACAUGGGCGACACACUAUUGAAGAAGUCCUAUUAUGUUAUUCUAAUAGUGUUUGCCCAUUGCUGGACUUUUCUGCUCAUUCCUGUGUUCUGAUUUUAGUACUACGUAAUAAAUAAUGUCCAGUGAACCCAUCUAUCCUCUUCAUAUAUCACGUGAGCAGUCAUUACUUUUGACUCAGCAUUUCACUUUGCUGACAAUGGUGAAAUCAAGGGAACUGGUCUUUAAUCUGGAAUCUCCUUGUGUGCACAGCACUAUUCAGUUCUCAAUUUUACAAUGGUGUUACUUGCCAGUUCCACCAGAAUAAUGAACCACUGAUUAUGCAGUUUUGCCACUGUUUAUAACAGAAUCUCCUUUAGUAAUAGUAUUUGCAUUGCUUUUGGAGCUGGGAUAACUCUGUGAGUUUUGUUACUGACUACAUUUUGCAUGACCAAGGUUUGAUCCCCAACACAAGCAGAGGAUUUUUCCUCUAGCCUCUGUGUCGACUGGCUUUGGGUCCCACCCAGCCUUCUGUCCAGUGGGUACCGGGUUCCUUUCCUGGAGAUAAAGUGC
Messenger RNA from Zootermopsis nevadensis, 2017 nucleotides. Its product is annotated as N-acetyltransferase family 8 member 3. Gene Ontology annotation, molecular function: N-acetyltransferase activity. NCBI's taxonomy places the organism in Eukaryota, Metazoa, Arthropoda, Insecta, Blattodea, Termopsidae. The record is from RefSeq and is a predicted model, not a curated record.